Messenger RNA from Lipotes vexillifer (Yangtze River dolphin), 2393 nucleotides. Its product is annotated as taurochenodeoxycholic 6 alpha-hydroxylase-like. Lineage: Eukaryota; Metazoa; Chordata; Mammalia; Artiodactyla; Lipotidae. The coding region runs from base 15 to 1547 and encodes 510 amino acids. The record is from RefSeq and is a predicted model, not a curated record. Gene Ontology annotation, molecular function: oxidoreductase activity, acting on paired donors, with incorporation or reduction of molecular oxygen; monooxygenase activity; iron ion binding. The transcript has 12 exons.
GAAGCCGCUGUACCAUGAGUGUCUCUGUGCUGAUCCCCACCAGAGCCCUGGGCAGUGUCUCUGGGCUCCUGCAGGUGGCCUCCCUGCUUGGCCUGGUUCUGCUUCUGCUCAAGGCAGCACAGCUCUACCUGCACAGACAGUGGCUGCUCAAAGCCCUCCAGCAGUUCCCGUCUCCUCCUUCCCACUGGCUCUAUGGGCACAUGCAGGAGUUCCAAGAUGAGACCGAGCUGCGACCCCUACUGAAGAGGGUAGAGAAAUACCCAAGUGCCUGUGCUCGCUGGCUGUGGGGGACGAAAGCCCUGGUGUUGAUCUAUGACACUGACUACAUGAAGGUGGUCCUGGGGAGAUCAGACCCAAAGUCUCAUGAUUCCUACAGAUUGCUGAUUCCCUGGAUUGGGAACGGUUUGCUUUUGUUGGAGAGGCAGACGUGGUUCCAGCACCGGCGGAUGCUGACCCCAGCCUUCCACUAUGACAUCCUGAAGCCCUACGUGGGUCUCAUGGCCGACUCUGUCCAAGUGAUGCUGGACAAGUGGGAGGAGCUCGUCAGCCUGGACUCACACCUGGAGGUCCUCGGACACGUCUCCUUGAUGACCCUGGACACCGUCAUGAAGUGCGCUUUCAGCCACCAGGGCAGCAUCCAGACAGACAGGAACAUCCAGUCCUACAUCCAGGCCAUCAGGGAUCUCGGCAAUUUGACUUUUUCCCGAUUAAGAAAUGCUUUCCACCAGAACGACAUCAUCUACAGGCUGACCCCUGAAGGCCGCUGGAGCCACCGGGCCUGUCAGCUGGCCCAUCAACACACAGAUGGAGUGAUCCAGCUGAGGAAGGCUCACCUGCAGAAGGAGGGAGAGCUGGAGAAGGUGAGGAGCAAGAGGCACCUGGAUUUCCUGGACAUCCUCCUCUUCGCCAGAAUGGAGAAUGGGAGCAGCUUGUCUGACAGGGAGCUCCGUGCCGAAGUGGAUACGUUCAUGUUUGAGGGUCACGACACCACAGCCAGCGGCAUCUCCUGGACCCUCUAUGCUCUGGCCUCCCACCCUGAGCAUCAGCAGAGGUGCCGGGAAGAGAUCCAGAGCCUCCUGGGGGAUGGCACCUCCAUCACCUGGGACCACCUGGACAAGAUGCCCUACACCACUAUGUGCAUCAAGGAGGCACUGCGACUCUAUCCACCAGUGCCAUUCAUUAGCAGAGAUCUGAGCAAGCCCAUCACCUUCCCUGAUGGACGCUCCUUACCUGCAGGAAUCCCCAUCUCCCUCUUCUUUUAUGGGCUUCACCACAACCCGAAGGUGUGGCCGAAACCAGAGGUGUUUGACCCAUCCCGGUUUGCACCAGGUUCUUCUCAACACAGCCAUGCUUUCCUGCCCUUCUCAGGAGGAUCCAGGAACUGCAUCGGGAAGCAGUUUGCCAUGAAUGAGAUGAAGGUGGCCGUGGCCCUGACCCUGCUUCGCUUUGAGCUGGCGCCCGAUCCCUCCAGGGUCCCUGUUCCCAUUCCAAGAGUUGUGCUGAAGCCCAAGAAUGGGAUCCACUUGCAGCUCAGGAAGCUCCUGUAACGCUCGUUGGAGACAAGGACGAGCUCUGAGGGCCCCUGCCUGCCAUCCUGUCUCGCUGUCACUCUCGCCCGUCCUUGCCUCUGUGCCCACUUCCUGCUUCUAUCUGCCCACCUGCCGGCCUACCUCAUCUCCUGCCUCCUGCCCAUCAGACGUUCUGCCCUCCUCCUCUCACCUUUCUCCAGGCUCCCUAUCUGCUUAUCUCUCCAUCUGUCUCUGACCCACCUGUGCCUCUGACUGUCCACCUAAACCCUGAUCGCUGGCCCUCCUCCACUCUGUCUACUCUCUCCUUGUCUUUUGCCCCUUCUGCCUGCCUGUCUGUCCCUGAAUUCACUUCCUUUUGCUGAUAAAACAAUUGACCACAGCCUUGUGGACUUAGAACAACACAGAGUUAUUCUCUGACAGCUCUGGAGUCAGAAGCCAGAAGUGGGUUUCCCUGGACACACCCAAGAUGUUGGCAGGGCCCCCGGUGCAGGGAUCUAGGGAAGGAUCCCUCUCUUUGCGUUUUCCCACAUCUAGAGCUGCAAUCCUUGCAGUCCUUGGCUCCUGGGCCUCCUCCAUAUUCAAAUCCAUCAGCUUCUUCAAAUGCUCCCCUGCUUCCGUCUUCACAUCGCCUUCUCUUUCAUAAGACCUUUGUGAUUACACAGGCCCACUCAGAUAAAACAGGCUUGCUCUGAUUUCCGGGGAUUAGGACACGGACACCCUGGGCAGCCGUUACUGUAGCUGCUAAGUCCUGCGUCGCUACCAUCGCCUUGGGCCCCCGAUCGCUCCCGUGUGUUACGGGUCUGCUCGUUUGUCACUCACCUGGCUUCCCCUCUUGCCCACUCCCUGGAUAAAUUCACAAUGUCA